AUGUUGGAAGGCGUCCUUGCCUCGCUUCUCAACAGGCUCCUCGCCGCCUACGUCGACGGCCUCAACACCAGCCAGCUCAAUGUAGGCAUCUGGUCCGGAGAUGUUAAGCUCCGCAACCUCCGUCUCAAGACUUCUGCCCUUGACAAAUUUCGACUGCCAAUAGACGUCAAGGAAGGCUACCUCGGCGACCUGACACUCUCCAUCCCAUGGUCCAACCUCAAGGGCAAGCCCGUCCGCAUCCUCGUUGAAAAUGUCUACCUGCUCGCGGCGCCCAAGAACAGCAGCGUCGAAGUCGACGAACAGGAGGAAGCGCAGCGCGCACAAGCCGCAAAGCAGGAGAAGCUCGCAAAUGCAGAGCUGCUUGGUGGCAGUAGCCAAGUAGGCGUGUCGAGCGAAGACGAGCAGAAGAACCAGUCCUUCACUAGCUCGCUCAUCGCCAAGAUCGUCGACAACUUGCAGUUUACCGUCCGCAACAUCCACAUCCGCUACGAGGACAGCCUCUCCAACCCAGAACAUCCCUUCUCCGCCGGUAUCACGCUCGCCGAAUUCUCCGCCGUUUCCACCGACGCCAAUUGGAACCCCACCUUCAUCCAGAACAGCGGCGACGGCAUCCACAAGCUCGCCCGCCUCGAGUCGCUCUCCGUCUACUGGGACACAGAUUCCGAGUCGCUCGCCGGCCAUGAGAUCUCGGAAGCACAGAAAAAGUUCAACGCGCUCAUUGCGCGCGAAGGAGCUACACCGAGCCACCAGUAUAUCCUCAAACCCGUUUCGGGCGCAGGUAGGCUCGUGAUGCGAAAAAAGAUGACCUCCGAAGUACCCAAGAUGGACGCGCAGCUGCUCUUCGAGGAGCUCGGUUUCGCCCUCGAUGACGAGCAGUACCGCGACGUCAUCUCGGUCGCCGACCUCUUCCACUUUUACACACGCCAGGCACAGUAUCGCAAAUUCAGACCGGACGCCGAAGAGCUCGAAAAGAAUCGACCGCGGGCGUUGCUCCGCUUCGCAGGCAAGGCCAUCCUGAACGAAGUGCACGAGCGUCACCGCGUCUGGACCUGGGAUUACUUCCGCGAACGUCGCGACGACCGCAAAGAGUACGUCGAGCUCUUCAAGCAGAAGGAGAAGAGCGUGCAAAAGACAAAUCAGCAGCAGGCCGGCGUCGCCAUCGCACAGAGCGACAGCGGUUCACGGCUCGAAGAGCUCGAGAGGAAGCUCGGCUACAAGGACAUCCGCUUCUACCGUUCGAUAGCGCGGCACGAGCUACGCAAGGAGAAGCUCGCAGCCAAGAAGGACGACCUCGCCAAUGGCGGCAGCGGCACAGACGCUCACAGCCAGAACGCAGGCGGCGGAGGCGGAGGAUGGCUCGGUUGGAUCUGGGGCGGAGGCGGCAAAGGCCAUGAGCAACACGGUCAAGAGGACGGCGUGCUCAACGAGGAGCAGCGCAAGGAGCUCUACGACGCCAUCGAGUGGGACGAAGAGGCCAGCGCCGCAGCGCUCACACAGUCCGUCGACGCACCCAGAGAUGCCAUGCAGCUUCGCCUCAUCACCAAGCUCAAGACCGGUUCGGUCGCGCUCAAGGACCACGCGCGCGGCACCGACAUCCUCUCGCUCGUCUUUGACUCGCUCCAAGCCAACGUCAUCCAACGGCACGACAAUCUCGAGGCUGCCGUAGCUCUCGGAGGUCUACGCGUUUACGACGGCACCACGCCCAACUCGCUCUACCCGCAGGUGGUACGUGUCAAGGACGAGGAGAUCGACAAUCCCAGCCGGCAGAACUCGAAUGACGGCGACAUCAAGCGCAUCGAGCAGGAGGUGGAGGAGGAGAGCGAUCCAGACAAUCCAUUCUUCUAUGCAAAGUACGAGCUGAAACCGCUCGACGAUCGUGCCGACAAUGCCCUGACGCUCAAGAUGCGAUCCAUGGAGAUCAUCUAUCAUCGUGGGUUCGUCGAAUCCAUCGUGCGCUUCUUCAAGCCGCCCGAAAGCGAGCUGGAGCUCAUCGGCGCGCUCAUCGACGUCGCCAGCGAGACCAUCGAGGGCAUCCGCAAGGAGACUCGCGCCGGCCUCGAGAACGCGCUGCAGAAUCACAAGACCAUCGACAUGGUUGUCGACGUCAAGGCGCCCAUCAUCAUCGUGCCCGAGGACGUCACCACCAAGAAAUGCCAGCACAUGGUGCUCGAUGCCGGUCGCAUCGCCGUCCGCUCGGUGCUCGCCGACCAAAGUGCCCUCGACACGGUGCGCUCCAAGCAGAAUCGCGCCUAUACGGACGAGGACUACCGCCAGCUCGAGGACCUCAUGUACGACCGCUUCUUCGUCAAGCUCGAGUCGGCGCAGCUGGUCAUGGGCAACGAUAUCGACUCGUGCAUCAGGGGUCUGCACUCGGAUUCGACCGACCAUGGCCUCCACUUGCUCGAACGCAUCAACCUCGAUUUCACUCUGCACAAUUCGAUCCUCUCGUCGGCGCCCAAUCUCACCAAGUUCAAGAUGACCGGUCACCUUCCCACAUUGCGCGUAAACUUCUCCGACCGCAAGUACAAGACGAUGAUGCGCAUCAUUGAUGUCGCCAUCCCCAACUUUGACGAUAUGGGCGAUGCAGAUUCGCCUACCAAAGGCUUGGGCACCAUCGAGGAGGAGCUCGAGCCCGUCGCCAUCGGCAAAGCGCGACAGAGCGGCGAUCAAGACGAUGACGAUGCGGAUCAGGACGACGAAAAGGAAGCCACCAAGUCGCGGCGCGCUCGGGGUCGACCGUCCGAGACGCUCGACCUCAACAAGGCCCGCCGCCAGCGACUCGCAGGACAGCUGCGUGGCGAGGAUGAGUACAUUGUCGACGCUGGCUUCGACGACGACGAUGGCAAGGACGAGUUCCAAGACGCUGAAGAUGCCACCGUCGACAAGGUCAACGCGCAUCAAAAGACGUUUGAGCUUGAAUUCGUCGUCGACUCCCUCCAGGGAUCCAUCUUCAGGUCCGCCACCGACCCAUCGCAGCCGGAUCGUCUGCUGGUAGAUGCGCGCUUCGAGGGGUUCCUGCUGCAUCUGGCCGUCUAUCCGUACCACAUGGACGUCGACGUGGGACUUCGCAGUCUCGAGCUCGAGGACAAGAUCGUCGACCAAGGCGCACAGUUCCGACACCUCAUCACUUCCAAGCACGUCCGCGACAGCACCUCGCGCUCCGCCACAGGCGAUUCGAGCGCUUCAUCGGGGUCGGCGUCGCCCGCUGAACACCGCGACUUGGUGCGUGUGCGCUACACCCGCGUCAGUCCCGAGUCGCCCGAGUUCAUGACAAAGUACGAGGGCAUCGACCAGACGGUCAACGUGGAGCUCUCCACCAUCAACAUCAUGCUCACGCGUGUCAGCGUCCUUGCCGUCUACGACUGGAUCAUGACCACCUUUGUGUCGGUGGAUGAGCCCGCCGAGACGCAGCAGGAGCAGCAGCGCCGUCCGAGUCGUUCGUCGGAUCGACGGCCUAGCGAUGCGACAUCGAAGAGACCAUCGUUACGCCCCUCCGUCGACACGCAGGCCUUGGUAAAGAGCGACGAUUCUGGUCGCAAAGAAAAAUUGCGUGUCCGUGUCAAGCUCAACUCGAUCGUCUUGCGACUCAACAACGACGGCAGUCUUCUGGCGACGCUCACGCUCUCGACGGCAGAUGUCGCUGUCAUGCUGCGCGGCAAUACGAUCCGCGUCGCAGCGCGUCUAGGUUCGCUGCUCCUUUACGACAACGCCAAGCGCAGCGUCGCCGAUCCGCACUUCAAGAAGCUGCUCAGCAUUCAGGGCGACGAGCUGGCCGACUUUACCUACGAGACGUUCGACGAAGCCGACGCCGCCUCGUACCCUGGCUACGACUCUGCAAUCUGGUUGCGAUCCGGCUCGCUCAAGUUCACUUUUGUCGAAGAGCCCAUCCGCGACCUGUUGCAGUUCUUCAGCAAAUUUGCGCAAAUGAAAGCCGUCUACGAUGCGGCCACGCUCGCCGCUUCCAACCAAGCAUCGCAGCUGCAGGAGCGCGUCGACAAGAUGCACUACGAUGUCAUCAUCAAGACGCCGAUCGUCGUGCUGCCUCGCUCGUCCGACUCGCCUGAUGUCAUGACUGCCAACUUGGGUGAGAUCUACGCCAAGAACACCUUCGCUGUUCGCGACAACAAGGAGGCCAUCACCAAGAUCGAGGCAGGCCUGCGACACAUCCGCCUCGCAUCUCGUAUACGCUACGGUACUCAGGAGUAUCACGUCCAGAUGAUCGACGACGUCAACAUCUCGCUCGACAUGAUCCAAUCGGACCGCGCCAGUGCUGCCGCGGGUUCAGCCAACGAUAGCCCCGAGACGCAGAUGGUCGCCAAGAUGUCCGACGUGCACAUCAAGUUAACCGAGGCGCAGUACUGCUUCGUCAUGGAGCUGACGCAGUCGAUCCCUCGCGCCUUUACGGGUCUCGCCGAAGAAGCGAGCGCGUUGGACGAUGCCAGCACAGCCGUGUCGGUGCCAGCAGCUCCAUCGAAACCGGCGACGGGAACGAAAUCGCGGUCCGUCUCCGGGCAACAGCCGUCGACUCCGCGCAAAGGCAGCAAAAGCGGGGAUGCGACGCCUAAGGCGCCCACCCCAUCCAAGAAGGGACCCGGCGUCGACAUGCUUCCCGAGCUGGGCACCGUCGUUCACAACGAGAAUGGUGACGUCCCCGUCUACACCAGCCUAGACAUGUUCUUCGACGUCAACUCGAUCCAGCUCGAGCUCUUCACCGCCGCUGCGACAAGUCAGGAGACGCUGUACAAUGCGCAGCUCGCGCGCUUCUCGAUCAACGGGUCCGAGGUCAAACUCAAAAUGCUUUCCGACAGCUCGCUUGAGGCCGAGGUGGCGCUCAAGACGUUCACCGUAACAGACCAGAGGCCGGACAAGGACACCAAGUUCCGCGAGAUCGUACCCGCCGUCAAACACGAAGGACACCAGUUCAUGAUGAGCUACAGCAUGUCGGGCGGCGAUGAUGGCUCGGCUUUGGCGCUCAUCACCAUCGACAGUCCCAAGGUCAUCUUCUCUCUCGACCCGGUAUUUGCGCUGCUCAACUUCUUCAUGAGCGCCUUCGCCGACACGCCUCCCGAGCACGAAAAGCCGGAUGGCAAUACGACGGUCGUAGACACCGGCGCGCCCGCUGGUCCCCAAAGAGAUCCCACCACGGAGCAGGCAGCUCCUGCAGCCGGUACCUUGGCGUUCCGCGUCAAUGUUGUCGAUCCCACGAUCAUCUUGCUUGCCGCUCCCGAGCGCCACGACACCGAGGCCAUCGUGCUGUCGAUCAAGCAGGUGCUCAUGUCGCAACAAGGCAUCUUGGCGCUCAAGGUGGACCAGUUCGGAAUGUUCAUGUGCAGGAUGCACCGUCCCAAAGACACUUUGCGCUUGCUCGACAACUUCGACCUGGCCCUCUCGAUGGACAGCCGCGUCAACGAGACGAGCUCCCUCACCAGCAUCGAGGUCGACGUCGAACCGCUGGUGCUGCGCGUGUCGGUUCGCGACAUCAUGAUGAUCCAGUCGGUCGUCAACAAGGCCAUCGAACUUUCCUCGCAACAGUCCUCUGCUGCCACGAGCAAGAAUGACGCCAAGAGCGUCGCCUCGUCGCAACGCAGGCAGAGCUCCAUGGCGAGCAGCAGCAACACGAUUGACUCGCUAACUCGCGCCAAGACGAUGGCGAAGGACGACGACAGCAGCACGAUCGAUACCAAGACGCAGCAGCGUAUCGAAGAUGCCGAGCUCGUGGUGGCCAAAGAGUCGUUGCGGGCCGACUUUGCCGGUCUGCAGAUUAUCCUCAUCGGCGAUGCCCACUCGCUUCCCAUGCUGGACCUCAAUGUGUCCAAAUUCGCCGUCGACGUCCGGGACUGGUCGGGCGACAUGCACGGCAGCACCUUCCUCGACCUCUACAUCAACUACUACAACCUGUCGAGGUCGCACUGGGAGCCACUCAUCGAUCCAUGGGGCGUCCAGUUCCACGUGGAAUCGAGCACGUCGCCUUCGCGCUUCAACGCGACCGUCUCGAGCAAGAAACGUCUCGAGCUCAACGUGACCACGACGCUCAUCGAAACGGGACUGUCGGCCAUGUCUCUGAUCAACGAGGCCGACCUGCAGGAUCUGCAGCAGCGCAACCGGGCUCCUUUCGUCAUCCAGAACAGGACCGGGUACCGCAUCUCUCUGUGGCCCGAGCACGACGAUCGAGAACGCAAGAGCAAGACGUCCUCCCAGCACCUCGACGACGGCAAGGACAUGCCGUGGAGGUUCGACGACUGGAAGUCGAUGCGUGAACACAUCCACGAGAGCGGCAGCAAUCGCCUCUCGCUCCAGAUCGACGGCAUGCCGUGGGAACGCCUCCGUCACAUCUCGGUCGAUCGGGAGGGUGAGUACAUGCUGACACUGCGACCCAAGCUCGACAAGGUGGCGCAUCGUGUCCAGUACGAGGUCAAGCUGCACGACAAUGUCAAGUACAUCACCUUCCGUUCGUCGUUCAAAAUCGAGAACAAAACGCUCAUCCCCAUCGAGAUGGUCAUCCUCGACCACGAGGGCAACGUCACUGAUCAGGUCCGUCGCAUCGGUCCUGGAGAGGAUUGUCCCGUCCCCAUCGAGGCAGCCUACCACUGCCGUGUCAAGAUCCGCCCCGAUCCAGGAUUCGAGUACGAUUGGUGCCAAGAGAGCCUCAACUGGCAGGACUUGCUCAAGAAGUCGACCCGCACAUUGACAUGCCGCGCUCACGACGAUGGCGAGGCACCCUUCCGGUUCCAGAGCUUUGCCAUCUAUGACCGCCAAGAUCCUAACAGUCGAACGUAUCCGCGUCUGACGCUGCGAUUGCGCGCGCCCGUCGAGGUGGAGAACCUGCUGCCGUACGACAUCCAGUACCGCAUCUUUGACAAGAACCUCAACCACAACUGGUCGAGCUACCUUCGCAAAGGUGGCAUCAGCCCGAUCCACGUCGUCGAGCUCUCGCACUUGCUGCUUCUGAGCGUUGACAUUCAGUCGUCGUGCUUUUCGCCGAGCGAGUUUGCCAUCAUCGCCACCGACAAUCCGGACGACUUCCCCGUGGAAAAGAUGCUGACGCUCGCCGACGCCGAGAAUCUGAAGCUCAACCUGCGCCUUCACUACUCGAAGCAUCCAGAUUCGGGUGGAGCGUUCAAGGUACAAAUCUACUCGCCUUAUAUCUUCAUCAAUCAGAGCGGCCUGCCGUUUGCGCUCAAGACCAAGUCGUGGCUGGGCAGCGCCAAGCUCGUCGCCGGUCAGGACCAGGGAGGUGUGUCGGCCGAGGUGCGCAAGACGCCGGAACCUUUCCUGUUUUCGCACAACUCUAACGACCGCCGCAACCGCGUCCUGAUGCGUGUCGGCGACUCGCAGUGGUCCAAGCCGCUCUCGUUCGAAGCGAUAGGUUCCGAGACCGAGGUGGUGAUUCCGUCUGCGUCCAAGAAUGAGGAGAUUCACGUCGGCCUCACCGUUGAGGAUGGUCUGGGCAAGUUCAAGCUGUCCAAGGUGGUCAAGUUGACGCCACGCUACCUGGUGCGCAACAACCUCAACGAGCCGCUCAAUCUGAGGGAAGCGGGCGCCGCCGAUUUUGUCACGAUCGAGGCGGGUCAGCGAGUGCCGCUGCGCUUCCUGCGCGUCGGCGCCACGAAGCAGAUGACGCUCGCCUAUCCUGGCAUCAACAACAAGUGGAGUGCGCCUUUCAACAUCGAAGACAUCGGCAGCGUCCAUCUGCGAUUGGCCAAGGCGGGUCACCAUCAGCACCUCGUCAAGGCCGAGGUGCUGUUAGAGGGUCCGACGAUCUUCAUCUCGCUGAGCCAGGAGAACGGGCCGUGGCCGUACAUGCUGCGCAACGAAAGCGACUACACGGUGCAGUUCAUGCAGGCGACCGAGCGCGUCGACGAGGGCGGAAGCGGCAAGCGCAUUGACGAGGCGGUGGGCAAGCGAUACGAGCUCAAGCCGCGGUCCAAGAUGAAGUACGCCUGGGACUACCCAGCGGCGACGGACAAGAUGAUCAAGCUGGUCGUCAAUGGUCGCGAGCGCAACGUCAACAUCCUCGAGAUCGGUAGCUUGCUCCCGUUCAAGUUCCCUGGUCCCGACGGUAGAGGCAGCCGCGUGAUCUCGCUCGAUGUGCGCGCUGACGGUCCGACGCAGACGCUGGUGUUGAGCAACUACUCGGAGGAGUUCAGCAACUUUAAGCUGAAACGUCAGAACUCGACCUUCUCGCGCAGCGACACGGUGUCGAGCGUCAACAGCAAGGAUGCUGGAUUUGUGGCCGUGGAUGUCGACACGAACAUCUUGACUGCCUUCAACCUCGAGUUUGAGGGCGUGGGAAUCUCGCUCAUCAACCAAAACAUCCAGGAGCUGGCUUACGUCUCGUUCAGGGGACUGGAGAUGCACUACACUGAAUCCGAAGUGACGACGGCGGUCAACGUGAUCUGCAAGUGGAUCCAGAUCGACAAUCAGCUGUUUGGUGGGCUGUUCCCGAUCGUGCUGUAUCCGACGGUGCUGCCCAAGGACGGCAAGGAUCUGGAAGUGCACCCGACGUUGCAGGCGUCGGUGAUCAUGCUCAAGGACGAAUCACACGGUGUGACGCACAUCAAGUACGCUUCGGUGCUGCUGCAAGAGAUCACCGCCGAGCUGGACGAAGACUUUCUGUUUGCGCUGUACGAGUUCUCCAAGUUUGAAGGCGCCGCCUGGCAGCUCGAAGCGGAGAAGGAGACGGACUUUAUCGAGCAUCCUCACUCUGUUCCGGAGCCAUCUGGAGCGCAGGGUCAGUCGGACGACAUCUACUUUGAGAUCCUGCAUCUGCAGCCCAUCUCGCUGAACCUGUCGUUCAUGCGUACGGAGCGCGUCAACGGCGACGACAAAGUGAGCUCGCGCAACCCGCUCAUCUUCCUGUUCAAUGCGCUGACGAUGGCGCUGGGCAACGUCAACGAGGCGCCGGUGCGACUGAAUGCGCUGGUGAUCGAAAACGUGCGUCUGAGCAACGCGGUGUUGCAGCAACGCAUCAUCUACCACUACACGCAAGGGUUCCUGCUGCAGCUGUACAGGGUUUUGGGAUCGGCCGACUUUUUGGGCAAUCCGGUGGGUCUGUUCAACAAUGUGUCGUCUGGUGUAGCGGAUAUCUUUUACGAGCCGUACCAGGGGCUGGUCAUGCAUGGCAACAGGGAGCUCGGAUUGGGAAUUGCACGAGGUGCGAGUUCGUUUGUCAAGAAGACGGUGUUUGGGUUGACGGAUUCGGUGUCCAAGGUGACGGGAUCGAUCGGAAAGGGGUUGGCGGCGGCGACGAUGGAUAAAGAGUUCCAGUCGCGUCGACGCAUGACGAGGUUUAGGAACAAACCGCGCCAUGCGUUGUACGGGAUUACGGCGGGAGCGAAUUCGUUCUUCACGUCGGUGGCGAGUGGAUUUGAGGGGUUGGCGCUGAGGCCGUUGGAGGGUGCAGAGCAGGGAGGUGCGGGUGGUUUCCUCAAAGGAGUGGGUAAGGGGUUGGUGGGAGCGAUUACGAAGCCGGCGGUGGGAGUGUUUGAUCUAGCGUCGAACGUGACGGAGGGCAUGAGGAACACGACGAUGGUCUUUGAUCAGAACGAUAUCGAUCGUGUCCGAUUGCCGCGCUACAUUGCAGCGGAUGGAAUCGUUCGACCGUACUCGGACAGGGAAGCUCUGGGACAGACGUGGUUGAAGAACGUCGAUAACGGAAGGCUCAUGAAGGACAGCUAUGUGGCACACGUGGAUGUAGGCAGUCAGGAGGGGGAUGCGGUGAUCAUGCUGACGGUGUCGAGGAUACUGUACAUCCGAACGAUGCGGUUGAAGGUCGUGUGGGAGGUCCCGCUGUCGGAUCUGAGUAGCAUCAGUUUGGAGAGCGAGGGCAUUGCGUUGGUGUUGCGGGGUGGGGUGAAUGGGCCGUUUUUGGCGUUGGGGGAUGUGGGCACGAGGAACUGGUUGUUCAAGCAGUGUCGAGCAUACGCUGAUCCCUUGCGUGUGGAUCUUGGCCGUUCCCGAGCCGUGUUAGCUGGCUGGCAGACUCACAGGCUGGCCAUGAGGCUACAGUAA
Messenger RNA from Pseudozyma hubeiensis SY62, 10011 nucleotides. RefSeq lists its product as hypothetical. NCBI's taxonomy places the organism in Eukaryota, Fungi, Basidiomycota, Ustilaginomycetes, Ustilaginales, Ustilaginaceae. Gene Ontology annotation, biological process: protein targeting to vacuole; mitochondrion organization; late endosome to vacuole transport. Gene Ontology annotation, cellular component: extrinsic component of membrane. Bases 1 to 10011 code for a protein of 3336 amino acids. The transcript is spliced from 2 exons. The record is from RefSeq and is a predicted model, not a curated record.